GUGUGGGUUCAAAAUGACAUUGGGGACUUCAAGGCUGUAGUCUCAACAAAAAGACAAAUUAAAAUAUUAGCACAUUUGAAUCUGUGAGUUCCCCAUGGCAAACUGAGUUGGAGAAAGUUUGGUUAUCUGAGGCAGUGCCACUCCUCAGCACUUCUAAAUGCUCAUGUGUGUCCUUGGGUGCCUUUCUUGUGCUGAUAAACAAGUACUGGCCUUUUUUUCCCUGUGGAAAAGGAGAUGAAAACUACAGUCCUUGCAGGCCUGGGUUUGUCUGUAACAGCAGUGCUGUGGCUGCUGUUGUCUUGCCUUAACACUUUCUGUACUUGAGACUCUUAUUUUGAUGUUUAGUCUGCCCAAGAUGGAAUCACAGCUUUCUGCAGGUUGUUUUCACGUGAUGUGUCCUUCCCUUUGCUUUUAUUUUCCUUUUCAUUCUUUGCUUCAAAAAGCAGCCUCACUGUUCACUGUCUUCCCUGGCUGCUGAGCUCAGGUCAGUGAGAUGCUGAUGGGCAGCUCUUUGGAUGCUGGCACCCAACCAGGCUCAUAAUCUUAGUAGGAACCUUUUGCUUCUGUCUAGAUAAGAAAUGGAGUGUGUGCUUUAGGGAGGGUUUUAUUUCUUGUCAAGUGACCCUCACAGCACUCUCCUCCCCAGACAAACACUCUGGUUCUCAGAGCUGUUCCUAAUGUAGCAAAUAGAGGGCAGAAAUGGCCCUGCCACAGGUGUUGGCCCCAGUCACUGGUGUGGGCUCUCCUGCAGUGCCCAGCCCCCUCUGAGGAGCCGCAGGGGCCAGGGGCUCUCCCCAGCAGCCAGCAUGAACAGGGCUGCCCUCCCCCUGUGACCAGCAGCGCUGUGUUACCUGUCCUUUUGUGGACAGGUAAAGGAGACCUAAUAGUUUUAUUUGCCAGUGUACUGCAGGGGAGUCGUUGGAGCUGUGCUGUGAGGAUUUGAAGUGGCUGAUAAAAAUCUCUACAAGAACAUUCAUGGGUGUGGGAAUAAGGAAGUGAACCUCACUGUGCUGCUACUGGAAUUGUGCAUCACAACGCUUUUCAUUUAACUCGGGUUCAGAAAAACUUCAUGGUUGUGAAAGUGCAAAUUCUUUAACUCAUCAACUUUUUCUUUUUCUAUUCCACAUCUAAUAGAUAUUUGAUAAUUAACCAUAAAAAUUCAGAUUUGUUUUGCCUCUGAUGUAAAAACCCAAACCCAGAGCAGUGUUUCAUAUGAAAUGGUGACUGCUGCCCCUUCAGUGAACUCCUAAAAAAGCAGAACAAUAACUGGCUUGCAUGCUUUAGGAGUCACAAAUAACAUUUUAAAUGGUUUGGAUCAUAAUGGCUGUAUUCAUUGCCCCCUACAGAUUGGCUCUCAUAAUCAAAACUACUUCUCUAUAUGUUGUGUGAUUUAUGGGAUGCCUAUAAUUCCAGUGAGAUCCUUGUAGAUGGUAUUAAUUCAGUCAUAUGGCACAACAUGUGUAAAUUCCUAUGACUACAUGGCAGCUCUAUUCAAUUCAGUAUCUUGCUGUGAAGACACAACACACAAAAUAAGUAAAAAAAAAAAAUAAAAGGCUUUAGUAAACAAAACAAAGGCUCUCUAUUGUAAUUUCAAAAUCACCAUCCUUCAAAGAAGUCCACAAUGACAAAGUAAUGAGGAGUAGGAAUUGAGUCCUAAGGAAUCUCCUUUUUGUAUCCUUGCUUCUUGGUUUUGCAGCUGAGCAAGCACAUGGAAUAUGAUCAUCAAAGCAGUUUCCUAUAGCAAACUCUAUGGGUUGGAUAUUUUCUCAUUUAACCCCAGCUGGCAGCUCAGCUGCACACAGCUGUUCCAUCCCUUCCCCCAGUGGGAUGUGGGGGCAGAAUCAGAAGGGUAUAAGUGAGGAAACUAAAUACAGUUCAAUAAGUAAAGCAAAAGCCACUCUCACAGGCAAAGCAAAACAAGGAAUUCAUUCACAACUUCCAGGGCAGGCAGGUGUUCAGGCAUCCCCAGGACAGCAGAGCUCCCUCAUCAGUGAUGGUGACUUGGGAAGACACUCUGAAUGUCCCCACUGCCUUCUUCUGUCCCUGAUUUAUACCAGUCAGCUGAUGCCAUAGGGUGUGGGAUGUCCCUUGGGUCACUCGGGGUGAGCUAUCCUGGCUGUGUCCCCUCCCAGCUCAUUGCUGCAGUUUUGGGGUGGGGCGAGGAGCAGAAAAGUUCUUGCCUUGACUCUGUAUGAACGCUGCUCAGCGAUGAGGAAAACAUCCCUAAUGAUCAACACAGUUUCCAGCACAAAUCCAAAACACAGCUCGCUACCCUGGUAAAUUUCACGCAACCCCAACCAGCACAGGGAUGCUCAGGAGAAAGCUCUUGUCCGGGAUCCAGCUCAGCUUGCAGGAACACCUGGCGGGGCCGGGAGAUCAGCAGCCCGAGCGGCCCGGUGCCCCAUUCCGGAGGGACGCUGUUCUGAGGGUCCAGCCCGUUCGGCCGGAGGCGCUGCCCGAGGCUGAGCCCCGGCACGCCGUGCCCUCUCCGGCCGAGCCGCUGCUGCGAACACCCAUCCCCUGCGGGGCCGUGCCUGUCCCCGUGCCCGUGCCGCGGCGGGCUCCGGGCCACCUGCGGCAGGGACAAAGCGGGGCCCGGCGGGGCGGGGCGAGCAGGGACCCUCCCGGGCCCGCCCCGCGGCUCCGCCCGCCCCGGCCCGGCCGCGCCCGCCCGGCGGCAGCGAGGGAGCGCGAAACGAGAGCCUGGCGCUCGGCUCGGCACGGCUCGGCUCGGGUCGGGUCAUGUCGCCAUGUCGGAAGUGAGGAAGUUCACGAAGCGGCUCAGCAAGCCGGGCACGGCGGCCGAGCUGCGGCAGAGCGUCUCGGAGGCGGUGCGCAGCUCCUUCGUGCUGGAAAAAACGAAAGUGGUGGAACCCUUGGACUAUGAGAACGUGAUCCUUCAGCGCAGGGUUCAGAUCUACAGCGAUCCCCUCCGGGACCUCCUGAUAUUUCCAAUUGAAGAUGUGUCUAUCUCGGUCAUCGGCCGACAGAGAAGGACUGUCCAGUCAACAGUGCCAGAAGAUGCUCUAAAGAAAGCUCAGAGUCUCUUUGUCAAAGAGUGCAUUAAAACCUACAGCUCUGACUGGUUCGUGGUAAACUACAAAUAUGAGGAAUACUCUGGAGACUUUCGGAUGUUGCCAUGCAAAUCCUUUAGGCCAGACAAGAUUCCAAGCCAUGUGUUUGAAAUUGAUGAAGACUUUGAAAAGGAUGAGGACUCCUCUUCCCUGUGCUCCCAGAAGGGUGGUGUGAUAAAGCAGGGCUGGCUGCACAAAGCCAAUGUCAACAGCACCAUCACUGUCACCAUGAAGGUAUUCAAGAGGAGAUAUUUUUACUUGUCACAGCUCACAGAUGGCUCCUAUAUUCUGAAUUCCUACAAAGAUGAGAAGAUUUCAAAAGAAUCCAAAGGCUGCAUUUUCUUGGAUGCUUGCAAUGAUGUGGUUCAGUGUCCCAAGAUGCGCCGCUAUGCGUUUGAGCUGAAGACAAUAGACAAGUACAGCCACUAUCUUGCAGCUGAAACUGAGCAGGAGAUGGAGGAAUGGCUGGUAACUCUGAGGAAGAUCAUUCAGAGCAAUACUGAGAGUUUGGUGCAAGAGAAGAAAGAUGCUGUGGAAUCUGUGCAAGAUGAUGAAUCAAGCACGCAGGGAAAGUCAGAGAACAUCCUGGAGAGCCUGGAGAGAAGCAUGCAUCCAGAGCUGAUGAAGUAUGGAAGAGAAACAGAUCAGCUAAACAAACUGAGCAGGAAUGAUGGAAGACAAAACAUCUUUUCUUUUGACCCAGAAGUCCAGAGACUCGAUUUCUCAGGGAUUGAGCCAGAUGUGAAGCCCUUUGAGGAAAAAUGCAGCCGGCGCUUCGUGGUUUGCUGCCAGGACUUCUCCCUCAACCUCCUGGCUCAGCUGAGCGACAGGGCAGAAGAAGGACCUACGAACGUUGAGCCCUUUUUCCUAAGCUUGGCGUUAUUCGACCUGAAAAGCAAUUGCAAGAUUUCAGCUGACUUCCACGUGGACCUGAACCCGCCGUGCGUGCGGGCCAUGCUGCAGGAGAGCUCGGAGCCGCGGGCCGAGGGCGGCGCGGGAGCCGGGCCCGGGCCGAGCCCGCUGCACGGCCUGCCUGAGCGCUGCCUGCGCGACGUCAAACGGGGGGUGUUCUCCGUGACCAACCCGCACACAGAGAUCUUCCUGGUGGCCCGAGUGGAGAAGGUGCUGCAGGGCAGCAUUGCCCACUGUGCAGAGCCCUACAUGAAAAACUCAGACCCUGGGAAGACUGCCCAGAAGGUCCAUAAGGUGGCCAAGCAGGUGUGCAGCCGUCUGGGGCAGUACCGGAUGCCCUUCGGCUGGGCUGCCAGGCCAGUUUUCAAAGACUCCCAGGGCACUCUUGAUGCUGAUGGAAAAUUCUCACCCCUGUACAAGCAAGACAGUGGCAAACUCUCAAAUGAAGAUAUGCUGAAGCUUUUAGCUGAGUAUAAAAAACCAGAGAAGACAAAACUGCAGGUCAUUCCAGCCCAGUUAAACAUCAUCAUCAAAGACAUCCCACUGGACUUCACAAAUUGUUUCACAGCUUCUUACAUUCCUAUAAAACCUUUUGAGAAGGACUGUGAGGACAUUGCAGUUGAAGUGGAGGAGCUUGUCCCAGAAGUUGCAAAAUACUGUUACCCCUUCACUGUCUACAAAAACCACCUGUACGUCUACCCCUUGCACUUGAAAUAUGAGAACCAGAAGGUGUUUGCAAAGGCAAGGAAUAUUGCUGUCUGUGUUGAGUUCAGGGAUUCAGAUGAAGCUGAUGCCAGGCCAUUAAAGUGCAUAUAUGGCAAGCCCGGGGGCCCUCUGCUGACCACAAACGCCUACGCUGCUGUGCUGCAUCACAACCAGAGCCCCGAGUUCUAUGAUGAGAUUAAAAUUGAGCUUCCAAUUCACCUCCAUCAAAAGCAUCAUUUGCUUUUCACCUUCUAUCAUGUCAGCUGUGAAAUUAAUACAAAGGCAACAUCGAAAAAACAAGACACCGUUGAAACUCAAGUGGGGUUCUCCUGGGUGCCGCUGCUGAAGGACGGGCGCAUCGUGCCCCUGGAGCGGCAGCUGCCCGUGUCCUGCAGCCUCCCCCCCGGCUACCUGGGGCUGCCAGACACCGACUCACGCAAGCAGCCCAGCAUGGAUGCAAAGUGGGUGGAUGGAGCAAAGCCACUGUUUAAAAUCAGAAUCCACUUGGACUCUACCAUUUACACCCAGGACAUGCACUUGCACAAAUUCUUCCACUACUGCCAGCUGGUUCAGGCGGGAGCUAAGGAAGUGCCAGGAGAGCUUGUUAAAUACCUAAAGUGUUUGCACGCCAUGGAGAUCCAAGUAAUGAUUCAGUUUCUACCUGUAAUUCUUAUGCAACUAUUUAGAGUCCUCACAAACGUGACGCAGGAGGAUGAAGUAGCUGUCAACUGCACCAUGGUUCUUCUGCACAUUGUGUCCAAGUGCCACGAGGAAGGUCUAGACCACUACCUGCGCUCCUUCCUAAAGUACGUGUUCCGAGCAGAGAAGCCCAGUGCCAAGCAGGCGAAGAUGACCCACGAAAUCCUGGUGCUUUCCAUGGCCACCAUCUUGAAGCAGUCAGCAGAUUUUCUGGCCAUCAAUAAGCUCCUCAAGUACUCGUGGUUUUUCUUUGAAGCACUGGCAAAGUCCAUGGCAAUGUACUUACUGGAAGAAAACAAAAUCAAGCUGCCCAGAGGCCAGAGGUUCCCUGAGUCCUACCAGCACGCCCUGCACUCACUGCUGCUGGCCAUCAUCCCUCACGUGACCAUCCGCUACAACGAGAUCCCUGAGGAGUCCAGGAAUGUCAACUUCAGCUUGGCCAACUUCCUGAAGCGUUGUUUGACCUUUAUGGACAGAGGAUUUGUUUUUAACUUGAUAAAUGAUUACAUUUCUGGAUUCAGCCCAAAAGACCCUAAGCUUCUGGUUGAAUACAAGUUUGAAUUUCUUCAAACUAUUUGCAAUCAUGAGCACUACAUUCCUCUGAACUUACCAAUGACAUUUUCCAAACCCAAGCUGCAAAGAGUUCAAGAUUCAAAUCUUGAGUACAGUUUAACUGAUGAGUAUUGCAGGCAUCAUUUCCUCGUGGGGAUGCUUCUUAGAGAAGCCUCUGUUGCCUUGCAGGACAAUUAUGAUAUCAGAUAUACAGCCAUCUCGGUCUUAAAAAACCUCCUGAUCAAGCAUGCCUUUGACAACAGAUACCAGCACAAGAACCAGCAGGCAAAAAUUGCCCAGCUGUACCUGCCUCUGUUCGGGGUGCUCCUGGAGAACCUGCAGCGCGUGGCCGGCCACGAGGCACUGACCUCCUGCCCUGCCUCCAGCCCUGCAUCCAGGGAUGAGUUCAUAUGCAGUUUUCCAUCCCCCUCAAGCAGAUCCAGCCUGAUUGCAGACAAAGAUCCAGCAUGUGGAGCAGCCCUUCCAAAUGGCCAUUCAAUAAAGCGAGAGGACUCAAAAGGAUCCCUGAACUCGGAGGGAGCAACCAGUUCCCCGGAUCAGAGCAAAAAUAUCCGCAGGAGCUCCAUGAGGAGCAGCGUGUCCCACUGCAGCCGGCUGGACCAGUUCGAGAUCCGGACGCUUCUGAUGUGCUAUCUGUACAUUGUGAAGAUGAUCUCUGAAGAUACUCUUUUAGCUUACUGGAACAAAUUCUCCCCCCAGGAGCUGAUCAAUGUCCUCGUGCUUCUGGAGGUGUGUUUAUUUCACUUCAGAUACGUGGGGAAGAGAAAUAUUGCCAGCUCCUGCAUGAGACCCCCAGGCUCAGGCGAGCACAGGUUGGCAGUGUCCCCCCCAGCCAGCUGCAGGGUGCAGGAUGCCUGGCUGUCCAAGCACACGGCAGCUGAGAGGAAGUCCCAGACCAUGCCAGCGCUCCGCAGCAGAGCCGGGGUGCGGCUCCAGCACCUGGGCAGCUUGGAGAGCUCCUUCACCCUCAACCACAAUGCGGGCACCUCAGAAGCAGAUAUUGUGCACCAGGCGUUACUGGAGGGCAAUAUUGCCACCGAAGUGUGCCUGACAGUCCUGGACACCAUUUCUUUUUUCACUCAGAGUUUCAAGACCCAGCUUUUAAGCAACGAUGGCCACAAUCCACUUAUGAAGAAGGUUUUUGAUAUUCAUCUGGCUUUUCUCAAAAAUGGGCAGUCAGAAGCAGCCCUUAAGCACGUGUUUGCCUCUCUGAGAGCUUUCAUUAGCAAGUUCCCCUCAGCAUUUUUCAAAGGAAGGGUGAACAUGUGUGCUGCCCUCUGCUAUGAGAUCCUGAAGUGUUGCACUUCCAAGGUGUCCUCCACAAGGAACGAAGCCUCUGCUCUUCUGUACCUCCUGAUGAGAAAUAAUUUUGAGUUCACCAAAAGGAGAACAUUUCUGAGAACACAUCUUCAGAUAAUAAUUGCAGUGAGCCAGUUAAUUGCAGAUGUGGCCCUCAGUGGUGGGACCAGAUUUCAGGACUCCUUGCUCAUCAUUAACAACUUUGCAAACAGCGACAGGCCUAUGAAGGCAACGGCUUUUCCUUCCGAAGUCAAAGAUUUGACAAAGAGAAUCCGCACAGUGCUCAUGGCUACUGCUCAAAUGAAAGAACAUGAAAAGGACCCAGAGAUGUUGGUGGAUCUCCAGUACAGUUUGGCCAAGUCUUACGCAAGCACCCCCGAGCUCCGGAAGACGUGGCUGGACAGCAUGGCCAAGAUACAUGUGAAGAACGGAGACUUCUCAGAGGCAGCCAUGUGCUAUGUUCACGUAGCAGCCCUCGUUGCAGAGUUCCUGCACAGGAAGAAACUGUUUCCCAGUGGAUGCGCUGCCUUCAGGAAGAUCACUCCCAACAUUGAUGAAGAAGGUGCAAUGAAAGAAGAUGGUGGGAUGAUGGAUGUACAUUACAGUGAGGAGGUCCUGGUGGAGCUUCUGGAGCAGUGUAUAGAUGGCCUGUGGAAGGCAGAGCGUUAUGAAACAAUUUCUGAGGUUUCCAAACUGAUCAUUCCUAUUUAUGAAAAGCGGCGUGAAUUUGAGAAACUCACCCAGCUGUACAGAACACUCCACGGAGCAUAUGCUAAAAUAUUGGAAGUAAUGCACACAAGGAAGAGGCUUCUUGGAACCUUUUUCAGAGUGGCCUUUUAUGGACAAACAUUCUUUGAGGAAGAAGAUGGGAAGGAAUAUGUCUACAAGGAGCCCAAACUGACAGGCCUCUCAGAGAUCUCCUUCAGACUUCUUAAACUUUAUGGAGAAAAAUUUGGGUCAGAGACUGUAAAGAUUAUCCAGGAUUCUAAUAAGGUCAACAUUAAAGACCUUGAUCCCAAGUAUGCCCAUAUUCAAGUGACUUAUGUGAAGCCCUACUUUGAAGACAAAGAAAUGUCUGAAAGAAAAACUGAAUUUGAAAGAAAUCAUAAUAUCAAUAGAUUUGUAUUUGAAACUCCUUACACUUUAUCUGGAAAAAAGCACGGCAGUGUGGAAGAACAAUGCAAAAAAAGGACCAUUCUGACUACUUUGAACUCCUUUCCAUAUGUUAAGAAGAGAAUUCCGGUCAAUUAUGAACAUCAGGUUAAUUUAAAGCCAAUUGAUGUUGCUACUGAUGAAAUAAAGGACAAGACAGCAGAGCUGCAGAAACUCUGCAGCUCUGCUGGUGAUGUUGACAUGAUCCAGCUGCAGCUCAAACUGCAGGGCUGUGUCUCUGUGCAGGUUAAUGCUGGUCCUUUGGCCUAUGCCAGAGCUUUCCUAAGUGACAGCCAGUCCAGCAAAUAUCCUGCUAAGAAGGUGAAUGAGUUAAAAGAAAUGUUCAGGAAGUUUAUCCAAGCCUGUGGAAUUGCUCUGGAGCUCAACGAGCGUCUCAUUAAGGAGGAUCAAGUGGAGUACCACGAGGGGUUAAAAUCAAACUUUCAGGAUAUGGUGAAAGAGCUUUCUGACAUCAUCCAUGAACAGCUUUGAAGACAAGAUCUAUCAUGAAGACACAAUACAUUCACCGUGGAUGCAGGACUCCCUUCAUGUCUUCUGUGCGAUCAGUGGAACCUCUGGUGAUGGAAGUUACUGCUCACUCAGACCCACUGCUGACAUAUAAACAUAUCAGUCAUAUUUUACAGAGCCUCCUCAGGAAUUCUUGGAACUGUACAAAGGAUGUUUAGAACCAUCCAUGAUGAGCAAAGAUUGAAUUGCAGGGUGGUUUGGUUUGUUUUGCUUCGGUUUUUUUUUCCCCACAAAAAAAAGUUGCCAUGCUUUCAAACAGGGUGCUUGCUUAUUUGCUGAGCAACAUUGAAAGUGCCUGGACAUUGCACCACUGUGCUUGUUUUCUACUAUUUUUUUAAGCCAAGUGAAUAGCAGGACGUGGAAAGGCAAUUAUCUAAAUAACAUGUUGAAUUGCUGAACUAUGAAUCGAAACAAUGACAUACUGUGUAAAGUUGUACAAUGGAAUAUAAUAAAAUGUAAAACUACUUUGUAAAUAGAAGGACUAUAGAGUAUAUAGAAAUCAGCAUUUUAUCAUAUUUGCUGCUAAAAGCUUUGUUGGACGGGGGGGACAUGAAGGAGAAAUUGUAUUUACUGGUAAGAGACCUUUCUCUUCUAAAAAGUGACUUGGGGUCCACAUACCCCUAUUGCACUCAAUGAGAGUAAACUUGCCCUAGUUUGGAAUAAUAAAACCUAAGUCAGAAAUUAUAAUUUUCAUACAUCCUCAGAACAGAUAUUUCUAAAGUAAUCUCCAUGAAAGUUGAGCUUACUGUAGCUGAUUCCAAUUUUGGGUAAACUUUCACAACUGCAAGAGAGGAUGGAUUGUACUCACUGAGAGCAGACCUGAGAGAUGUGUCAUUUGAUAAGGCUUUUCUCCUGCUUACCACUCAUGGUCUCACACAGAUAUGAACUCUGAGAAUGGCUUAAAUUGAGUUGGAAAUUAUAAGGUGCUUUAAUAACUUUCGAAAAAAAAUUCUAAUAAUCAGAGAGAUUUGGUUUAAAAACUUGCAGCACAUCAAAAUAUCUUAUAUGCAAAAUUGAGGGAUUUGUUAACACCACCAGUCAUGCAUGUUCCCUCCUGUUAAGCAGAUUUGUUCUCCGAAAGCUCAUUGUUUUUGUCUGAUAGGUGGUUGGAGAAAAUGUAUUUUCCAGAAUUCUUUUAUUCCUUCUUCCCCUUCCCAAAGCUUUCAUACAUUCUCUGCCUCUUUUUUAAUAAUACGCUUCAGAUUCAGGAAGAAGAACACAGUUCAGUAAUUCUUUUAUCCAGCGACAUUUUUAACAUCAGUGUUUUUCAAAAUCCUAUCAAUUGUAAAUAUGGUUCCAGUAGUUCAUAUGGGAAGGGUGGGAGUUUAAGGGAUAUGUAAAAAAAAAUGCCAUAAUAAAAGGACUUCAGCUGGG
Molecule: messenger RNA, 10316 nt
Organism: Motacilla alba alba
Lineage: Eukaryota; Metazoa; Chordata; Aves; Passeriformes; Motacillidae
Gene: DOCK11
Product: dedicator of cytokinesis 11
Exons: 55
Coding region: 2751-8906 (2051 amino acids)
Biological process (GO): positive regulation of GTPase activity; positive regulation of filopodium assembly; small GTPase-mediated signal transduction
Molecular function (GO): guanyl-nucleotide exchange factor activity
Source: RefSeq, a predicted model, not a curated record